CCGCUCGAAAUAUAUUCAGAAGAAAUGCUUCCCCAGACAGAGAAAUGCACCAAGGAUUUAUCAGCAGCACCUAUAGCUAAGAAUCCUACACCAAAUGUUUACUAUUGUAAAUGGCAAUCAGAAGAAGAGGGUGACAUGAAAGCUUAUGUUGUGGGAGGCACCAUAUUCACUAGAAGAGGGAGAUCUAAGCACAAGCCGGAAAGUAGCUUGGAUGAAUUGAAUUAUGUACCCAAGAUUAGGAGAGUUGUUAAUCUGGUGGAACUGAUGGGGAUAAAUACUCAACCUAUAGAAGAGGAGUCACUGAGUCUGGCAAUAUAUAUGACAACUCUUGAAAAGAUACCUACCCAUAAUGAAGAUCAUGACGAAUAUUGA
This is a messenger RNA of Acaulospora morrowiae, 372 nucleotides long. NCBI's taxonomy places the organism in Eukaryota, Fungi, Glomeromycota, Glomeromycetes, Diversisporales, Acaulosporaceae. The record is from the annotation of a GenBank genome assembly.